AAAGAUGGCAGCGAGUGCUGACUGCUGUGACUGCUGUCCUUCGGUUAUAUUGCGAAAAUGGCGCAUUUUGUGAUAUUUUCACACAAAAAUAUAAUUUUAAGUGCAAAUUUGUGUAGUGCUGCAUUGUGAUGGAGUGUUAUUAUACAUGAAUGACAGUGAACUCGUGUGUAAAUAAGACAGCGACUUUCUUCUGGAUAUUGGAUUACACAUAAAAUAAAGUCACAAUGGUAGUGGGCGAAAAUAAGCGCACCGCCAAUAUCAUGGACGGGAUCGAAAACACCGGCGACGUGCGUAUGCACGACCACCGGCUGAGGCUCAAACAAAGAUUUGACAUAGUAAGAAAAUUAGGACAAGGCACGUACGGCAAGGUGCAGCUCGGUAUCAACAAGAAGACCGGUCAGGAAGUGGCCAUUAAGACAAUAAAGAAAUGCAAGAUCGAAUCUGAAGCGGAUCUGAUUCGUAUAAGAAGAGAAGUACAGAUCAUGUCGUCGGUCAGACAUCCAAACAUUGUACAUAUCUAUGAAGUAUUCGAAAACAGUGAAAAAAUGAUCCUAGUGAUGGAAUACUGUUCCGGUGGCGAACUGUACGAUUAUCUCAGUCAGAGGAAAGUGUUACAAGAGGAUGAAGCCCGAAGGCUUUUCAGACAAAUCGCCACUGCGGUGUAUUACUGUCACAUUCACAAAAUCUGUCAUAGAGAUUUGAAAUUAGAAAACGUAUUGUUAGACGAUACUGGAAGCGCUAAGAUCGCGGACUUUGGUUUGUCGAACGUUUUCAAAGAAACGUCUCUGCUGUCCACGUUCUGCGGGUCACCUCUGUACGCGUCUCCUGAAAUCGUCAAAGGAACACCUUAUAUCGGGCCCGAGGUGGAUUGCUGGUCUCUAGGCGUUCUCCUGUACACUCUAGUCUACGGAGCCAUGCCGUUCGAUGGCUCCAACUUCAAGCGGCUGGUCAGGCAAAUCAGUAACGGAGACUAUUACGAGCCCAGGAAUCCUUCGAGUGCCUCGCCCUUAAUCCGCGAUAUGCUGACGGUCGAUCCUUUGAAACGUGCUGACAUCGCCUACAUAUGUGAUCAUCCGUGGGUGAACACUGGCUGCGAGACGUCAUGCCUGGAGAUGGCUGAAGCGCUAGCCGCCGAAACUCCAGUGCGUUUGGAUCUGCUGCUCUCGCUGGCUCCGGCUGCUCCUUCUAACUCCAACUCUGUUAUGGUUCCGGCUGAGGCCGAAAUGGGUCCGGAAGAGAGCUGCACCGACCUGACAAGUUCAACGUCGAUGGCCCUAGAGCCCAGCAAUUCCGCUGAAAAGAGAAUACUUGAAUUAGUUGCAGAGGGCGGUGAAGACGCAAUAAAACCAUCGCCGACAAGAACAAUAGUUUCUGCAGGGGAGAACAAACGGAAAUUGGAGCUCGCCAUGUCGGCUAGUGGACUACAGCGGAAGAAAGAGAGAGUGCCCAGCGCGGCAAGUAUCGCGCCCCCCGGCGGCUCUGUGCCGGAGGAGAGCCCCGAGGCGCAGGACGCGGCCACCACGCCAACACCCCCCGACGAACCACCCCCACUCCUCGCUGACGAGUCGGUACAACCAUCGCUGAAGUCUUCGGCCACCAUGACGAUAACGCCCACACCAGUAGAGCUCAUAAAAGACCUGACCAAGGAGAUCAUCAGGGACGCUCCGAAAGACGAAGAGAAAGACAAGUCUGAGGCGAGGCCACGGGUCGUCAUCAAGAAAAAACCUUCACCGACUAAAACGGUUGAAGAGAAACCCCCGCCGCCUGACACUGUUGAGGAGCUCAAGUUAGCGGAACAAGAGGAGCCGAAGUCAAACGCAGUAGCGUCGGCGGCCGACAAACUCACUUCUCUGAGCAUCGCGCAGCAACCUGCGAACCAAGCUCCCGCCAAACCUAAGAAACUCUCAAUACCAGGUGGAAAUGUCGGUAACUUCAAAGAACAAUUCGAGAAACGGGCGAAUUCUGUAUCAAAGCCAGUGGUAUCGAAGAUCGCCAAGCCCAAAGCUCAAAGCGAAGACCGCGAGCUUUCGAACAAAACUUCAGACAACGGCACUGUUCGACUGCAACAGAUCGGAAUUGAACCUGCACCGUCUCCGAUCGAGCUGGAAAUGAACCGGGGCGGCGUGAAGAAAACAGAGAGCGAACCGACGCACGGCGCGGCCGCGGUCGACCCCUCUGUGCUCCUCAGCGACGCUAGACGAAGUCUCCAGAAUUCCAUGGCGAAGCUUGUGGAAGAGAAAACAGGAGAGGAGAGUCGUCGUCGGGCUGCGCGCGAUAUUAUAUCGUCCGCCAUCCGCACAGGCAAGCCUCCGGUGCCUUACGGGCGCUCGUCGUCGGCGGGCGUGGCGUCGCUGGUGUCGCCGCCCGGCACUCCGCCCGCCGCCGCCGCUCCCGCGCGCCUCUUCCGCACCGAGGCGCACCACCAGGUCGAAGACCAUCGCAACAGGGGUGUAUCGGUGGAACGUAUUAUCCCGAUUCAAGUGUCGCCGGACGAGCCUCCUACCUCUCCACCCCCCGCCCCGCCCGCGCACCACACACCUCACACCCCCUCUACGCCGUCGGCCCCCACCACACCCUCUGCCCCACGUCCCGCACCACGAGCUACCACUCCUCAAACACCACUCAGGCGACUAGCAUCAACCGAGUCCAACGUGAGCGAGGCCUGUUCGAGUCCAGGCGAGCCCAUCAAGAAGUCAGCCCGGGAGUUCAUCAUCCCCAUCGCGGUCGAGGGCAAGGGAUACGUGACCCCGCGACAACGGAGCCUCGAACCGGAACAGUCGCAGACCCGACUGCCGCGGAACACCAAGACGCGCAGGCUCGGGAGCCUAGUGAGCGGCGGCGAGUCUGAGGAGGAGGACGAGUCCCACAUGCAUCGCCUGCGACCCAGCCGAGCCGCGCGGGCCGAGUCCGUCAGCUCUGGGGAGGAGGACGAGGAGGACGAGGGCUUCCAUCUCCUCACCGCCGAGAACCUCUUCUCUACCCUACUGCACAGGGUACGUGCCCUCACCCAGCGCUUGAACGGCGAGGAGGGUCCCGGCUUCCCGCAGCACACACACUCACUCUUCAAUAACUUGCAUCAGUCGCCGUUCUUCAACAGCCCCCACUUACCAAGGCGAAAUUUGUUCACUCAUAGACAUGUGGAAAGUAAAAGGAGUGUAUCAGAAACACGGGAAGGCUGGGGCGCUCGGGACCUCCACGCCGACUUCGACUCCAUGUUCAACAAGUCCCGGCAGUCGAUGCCGCGAGGUAGCACUAAGAAGUCCAACAAACACCGAACGAAGGCUCCCCAAAACGAAGAAACGACCGAAGAGAGCGGCUUAGACCUUUCGGACCUCGACUUGAGCUCGAUUGAGUUUUCGGAAAAGGAGAUGCGCGCGCUGUCCGGUCUCACGCCGGCGCUGUCCCGCCGUCUGCAGCGGCAACUGCUCGCCCACCUGCCGCCCGCCGCCGCGCGCUCCCUCCGCCGCACGCUCUCUCUGUCCGCACCCGCCGCGCCCGCCGCGCCGCCCACGUACGCGCGCAGCCACUCCGCCGCCGAACACGAUUCCGAGACGCGACCUCCACCAGAACCAGAACCCGAACCCGAACUAGGGGAGAAGCCGGCGGACGUCGCGCGGCCCCAGUCCUCGACGUUACCGCGGCCGCGACGGCGCUCCGUGUCGCGCGAGCCCACUCCGACCAGCCCUCCCGUCGCCGACCCGGAGCCGGACUCGGGCCGCCGCGACCGCCCGCUCCUCAGCAAGUACCUGUCAUUGGACGAACCUUACGCGUCGGACGGCUGCAGCAUUCUGUCGGAUCCGAGCUACGUGGCGGCGUACGGGCCGGCUCCGCGCCGACACUCACUCCGCCUCACUGGAGACCAGCCCCGGAAGCGAUACUCUAGAUUCUUACGUUCUGAUUUUUUCGAUUCGCCGGCGGACGAGAGCGUUUACGUUAAACAUAAAAAAGAGAAAGAAAUGGAGACCCAAAAAAUACUUCGAGAAAUUCGAGAAAAGAGGAGAUCGCAAGAGGUGACGUCCCCGAAAGAAGGGUACGAUUUACCAGAGGCCUCUCUUUUGUCGCGAGAAGAUUCCCUCGGGUCCCGAAAAAGUCUUUCACCUAUUAGCGUGCUGUCAAACAAAGACCGCAGUAGGUCCGCAACUCCAUUCUUCCCCAUCCUGGACAACAUUAAGGAAACCGCCGCCGACGCAUCGUUAACAUCGAGAACGCAAAUUCCGGGUGACCCUAAGCAAAAACCUCGUUUUGAUGAAACUUCAAUUAGUAAAGAAUCGAGACUGACGAGACCCAAGAGCUAUCCCAUCAAAACAUUAGACUCGAUUGAUGAGCCAGAUGAACAUAAGGUAUCGGAGAACAUAGCUAACAAACAGAAUGAAAGUGUAGAUCGAACCGCUUCUAAAGAAUCUAAACUUAUCAGACCAAAGAGCUACCCCGCCGGCAGCCCGUCUCCCGAGAAAGUGUACAUUAGUCGUAAUUUGAAAAAAGACGAAACGAAAACUGUGAAGGACGAAGCACCUGCUGAUUUGAAAUCUGAUGUGGAAGUCAGUUUUAGUAUAACUUUGCCUAAAAAGGUAAAAACUGAUCCUUCGACAAAGACAGAAUCGGUCAGUAACAAACCUUUAGAAAUGAACGUUAACACUGAUGGUAAAGGGGCCACAACAGACGCGGCAAGUAGCCUGAUUAUAAAGAAGUAUCAGGUAGUCAAGGAAGAUAACGUUAUUAAUCCUGAAAGUAAUGAUAAAAAAGUGAAAAAUGGCACUAUUGUACCCAACGCCAGUUCAAAUGAAGUUGCCGUUAAAUUAGAAGAUAUAAUCAAAAAUAAAUCAUCGACCAAUGUCCAAAAGGGGGACUCUAAUAAAUCGAUUGAAAGUGAUUCCGGUGAAAAGAAAACUACCACGAAGAAAAAGAUAAUACGGAAAGUUUCUUCGAAAACAAAGACUGAUAUUGCAAACAGCCAAGACACGGGUGAAGCUAAAACGACUACCGAAAAGAAAAAAGUUACCAAAAAAGUAAAAGAAAAAUCUGAUGAGGAUUCCGUGAAAACCACUAUUCCUAAGAAAAAAUCUGUUCUGCAAUCAAUAGGUCAUAAACUAGAGAAACUGACCACAAACAAAUCUAGUUCUCCCGAGAAAACGGCGGACACCACUACAGCCAGUGAUAAAUUAAAUCGUACAAAAUUAAGUAGAUUGCAACGAGAGCAGUCUGUGCCCGUGAGUGCCGAGCCUCCCAAUGAAUCCAACCUCAUUAAAAGAGCAGUUACUUUGACCGAUGUAGCGACUUUAGACAGUCCAAAUACAAAUAACAAAACGACAGUUUCCAAAGUUUUGGGACUGUUUAAAAAGUUCGAAUCCAAAGAUAAAACAAAACUUUUGGAAUCAUCGCAAAACAAAAAGUUGUUCGAAAUUGAUGAAAACGGUCACAAUAACGACUCAUUGAGUUCAACAGUCUCUGAAGCUAUCGACAAACCGCGCCGGCCGACUUCCUUACUUCUGAACGGUCUGGGUCGCAAGAAUAAAUAUGUUCGAACGUCCAGCGACAGUGUUACUGCGCUGCCAACCGAAGACGACGAUCAAACUGUACUUAAAAAAGAAUACGACCCCAAACACAGAAACAGUUUAAAAUUAGAUUUCUCCAGAUUGCCAAGAGUUAAAAAAAUAGUUCCUACCAAUCCUGUGAUAGAACCGCAAAUAAUCAAUUUUUCCUCGAACGACAACGAAACUGAGAAAAAGGACGCACAUACGAAAUACAACCUUCUCAACAAAGAGAUUAGCACAAACGUUGACAACGCCAACACACUGAGCCGCAGUCGAUCGAGAAGCAGGUCAACGGUUUCAAACUCUGAUAUUAAAUCUGACAAUAGCGGCGAUAUUAAAUCGAUAUCCAAAAAUCCAGCAUCGCCCUCCGACAAUAACACAUCUUCUGUCCAUCCGCUGCGUAGUACGGAAUCUGUAACGCCAGAAACCGAGGACAUCGUCGAUAGAAUACGACGAAAGAGUUUUUAUUCUAGAUUCAACGAAAAGAAGCAACGACGAAAAAGUAGUUUGGUCGGGCCCGGAGCCACCGAGUACGAUCCGAUCGCUCGGAUACACGCCGCCCCAUCCGACAACAAGUACGACGCGUCGCCCUCCUCCCCGGCCGGCUACGAUAUAUCCCCGGGACUCUCCAUAUCAUCAGAUCUAUCUCCCUCCACGGACCGGUACAGAUCGCUUCUCAGCGAAAUGCCCGUCAGUCCUAGGAGUAGCCGAUUUGAUAGUAGCGGACUUAAUGAUAAUAAAAUUGAUACGUACAGAUCUCUCGACCGUAACGACUUUCGGAAAUAUCCGAGCAGUCGAAGUUACUUAGACUACGAACAGCCGCUGUCGUUUGGAGCUUCUAGAUAUUCCAGGACGAAAUCGUUAUUGGAGAACUCGGAGGGACCAGACGAUGCCGCGCUCGCGCACUCGAUCAGAGAUCCGCAUAAAUACAACAGAACCCUGUCCAUGUACUCGCCCGGCAACUAUGCUACAUAUCGGCCCAUGAGGACGCGUAAUCCCGCGAUCAUGUUGAAAGAGAGCGAAAAAGAACCGAGCCCCGAAAACAUACUGGAUAAAAUAAGACAGAGGAAAAAGAUUUCGAUCAGUGUGACCAGAAAACCCGACGAAAAGGAAACACUACCAAGAUCCAUUGUCCCAUCUAAAGGCGAAGGCGACGGUGCAGAAUGCUCUGAGAAAGUUGGCUGAGAGGAACUAUUGAUUAUAACGAAAAGUAAUUUGAUUUUUCGAGUUACUCAGCAUUUGUUAGGAUUCACUAAAAUAAACACGAAACAAACCUUGUUCUUUUGAUCAUGAAGCCCAUAGAGGUAGUUUGACUGUAUCUAUUGUAAUCUUGCCAAAACCUAGAUCUUAGACAAAACAAAUUAAUAAUAGUCUCGUCACCGAAUCGAUGCUUACCAUAAGACUGCAAGUCUGGAAGCAAAAGUAUUGUUUAGAAUCUCAACUGGAAUUUAAUAGGAUUUGAAAGUAUCUGAGAUUUUUUAUUAUGAAAUCUCACGAUUAGAAUGUAGCACGCGCAUAUUAAUUUACGACGAAUGUAGAAUUAAUCAAUUAUCUUUGUAAGCUUACUGACGCUAACUCGGGCUUGUUUCGAUAGCUUUUUAAGCUGGACAAGUUUUUGUAAUGACAAAGUAAAUGUAAUAUUUUGCCGAGUGAACUUUUUUAGGUGUUUAUUGUAUAUUGAUUCUUACGUGCCUUUAUGAAACAUAAGUGACUGGAUUUGUUAUAGUCCGCAUUACAUGGAAAGAGACAGAGUGACACAAUUUUAGUGUUUGCACAAAUACGUAUUACUCAAUUUUUUUUAUUAUUAUUAUAAUUUUUCAUAGUUGUAUUAUUAUUGUGUAUUUACAUUUUUUUUAUGCGACAAUUCAAUUUUAAGUUUGAACGUUUAUCUUAAUUUAAAGUAUUGAAUGCUAAGUCAGAUCGUAACAGUAAUCGAAUAGAAAGGUGCUUAGAUUUCGUUAGGUUUAACUAUUUGUAGUACUGACUCGUUAUAGACUCACACAAGGUAUGUAUAGGAUUGCGUUUGUCUACACUUUUAGCUAACUACGCCGUAUUCGUUUCUCACGACCAGUAUUCUGUAUACAAAAUUGUAUAAGCGAAUAUAUUUUUGCCUUUUCUGAAUAUCACAAAGAAAAGCCUAACAAAAAAACCUUAGUGAUUUUAAAAAAAGCAAUGUUUUAUGAAUUUGUCGUUUAUUUUGACUUAUUUAUUACAUUUUUUUAGAAUUCAAAUUAUUUAUUGGUGUGUAAUGAUUUUAAUAUUUGUCUGUUAGUUCACACGUGACGUGAUGACGAUGUAUGUUAAAUAUUCAUUACACACGUUUUGUAUUGAAUGUGAAUAAUAAAUUAUAUAGUUGCGAA
Bombyx mandarina (wild silkworm) is the source of this 7891-nucleotide messenger RNA. RefSeq names its product Nuak family kinase 1 (gene Nuak1). Lineage: Eukaryota; Metazoa; Arthropoda; Insecta; Lepidoptera; Bombycidae. Gene Ontology annotation, molecular function: tau-protein kinase activity; ATP binding. Gene Ontology annotation, cellular component: cytoplasm. Gene Ontology annotation, biological process: protein phosphorylation; intracellular signal transduction; microtubule cytoskeleton organization. The record is from RefSeq and is a predicted model, not a curated record.